GAAUUCCAAAAAAAGUAGCUGGGAAAUUGCCCAAUUGGGUACUUGGGGAGGAGGUUAAGAAGAUUGAUGUUACAUAUAUAUACCCUCUCUCCUUCAUUACUCGCUCUCAAUUUAUCGUUACUACUCCAGAAAAAUAUCUAGAACCUAAGGAUAAAGGAUCAACAAAGCGAAACGCUAAUGAAGAAUCAAUUAGCCGCAAUGAAUUUUCAGAAGUUUUAGGACUUUUAGAACAUAUUGUUCAUAAAAUGAAUUGUAUGAAUCAAAGAGUUCAACUUCUCGAGGCAAGAAGCAGUAACAACACUGAAAAUACUUCAAACAACACUGAAAAUACUUCGAACUACACUGAAAAUACUUCGAACUACACUGAAAAUACUUCGAACGAACCAUACAUUCUUCACUCUGAUGGAUACGGAUACAUCGUCAGCAAGAUAUCAGAGCUCACUAAUAGAGUUCAAACAAUUGAGGAGAGUUCGGUAUUCCAGAACGACCCUAAAAAUUAA
This is a messenger RNA of Racocetra persica, 500 nucleotides long. Lineage: Eukaryota; Fungi; Glomeromycota; Glomeromycetes; Diversisporales; Gigasporaceae. The record is from the annotation of a GenBank genome assembly.